This is a messenger RNA of Trypanosoma cruzi, 501 nucleotides long. RefSeq lists its product as uncharacterized. The transcript has a single exon. Lineage: Eukaryota; Euglenozoa; Kinetoplastea; Trypanosomatida; Trypanosomatidae. The annotation marks the transcript as partial. The record is from RefSeq and is a predicted model, not a curated record.
UGCACGAAUGCGGACGAAUAUCAACUUCUCCCAGGCGACGCCACCGUCAUGUUGGAUGGCAACUUUGUCGCGAAUACUUUUCUCACGCGUACCGCCCCUGGCGAGAAACUCCGCAUCCCAUUCGGCGUCGACAGCAGCAUUGAAGUUCGCCGGAAGCUGCAGGAGCGAUGCACGACAAAUAUGAAGACGAAUUUAUUUAACCGCGCGUCCAGGCAGCGACUGCUGCUUGCAUACGCCACGACCCUCACAAAUACGAAGUCGCAGGAGACCGUCACCGUGACAGUGCAGGAGCGCAUCCCAAAGUCCAACGAACAGAAACUCACAGUACGCCUGCUGGAGCCGAAGACGGACGCGAUGGACUGGACCGACGAGCGACAGCGGCGGCUGGAGGUGGACGGUGUGGUGGAGAUGCAAGUCACGUUGAAGCCCGGGGCGGUCGUCACGGUGCCCUUCGCCUUUGAAGUGGAGGCCCCCAUCGACGCGCACAUCUACGGCCUGUAA